Messenger RNA from Zingiber officinale, 2447 nucleotides. RefSeq names its product pantothenate kinase 1-like. Gene Ontology annotation, molecular function: pantothenate kinase activity; ATP binding. Gene Ontology annotation, cellular component: cytosol; nucleus. Lineage: Eukaryota; Viridiplantae; Streptophyta; Magnoliopsida; Zingiberales; Zingiberaceae. The coding region runs from base 211 to 2214 and encodes 667 amino acids. Gene Ontology annotation, biological process: coenzyme A biosynthetic process. The transcript is spliced from 18 exons. The record is from RefSeq and is a predicted model, not a curated record.
GCGGAGGCUUGCUCGAUCGCCAGCGGGAUUUUCCCCGCGCUCGUGCGAAGUGGUUCUGAUGUGAGCGCGAUAGAGUCUCAUCGGUCGAUCCGCCACCCAUUCCUGUUCAUCGUUGAAUAAAUUCUCGUCGCCCUACCACCGCUGUCGUGUUAGGAUCGCUCUCGGUUGGGUAUCCGAUUCGGUGUUGUUCCGAUCUGGCUGCUUAGAACGAUGGGAGGACGACAGGUGGUUCUGGAUCUCGGCGGCGCGGAGAUUCGCGGAGAUUUCGAGAAGAGGAAUCCACCUAUCGCCCUCCCUAAGCAACGCCUGGAUUCGUCGCUUCUGGCGCUCGACAUCGGGGGGACUUUGAUCAAGCUUGUGUACUUUGCGGAUGGAUUGCUGCAUUUUGUGAAGUUCGAGCGGAGGCGCCUUCAUGAGUGUUUCGAUUUUAUUCGAUCCAAGAAUCUUAUAAGCGGGAAAGCAUUUUCUCCAGAGCUGUCAAAUGGACAUGUAGUUUCUGUAGGAUUUUUGAAUGGACAUGCAACUUUGAAGGCUACAGGUGGUGGAGCAUUUAAAUUUUCUGGCAAGUUCAAGGAUGAUCUAGGUGUUACACUUGAAAAGCUGGAUGAGAUUGAUAGUGUUGUAGCCGGAGCCAACUUUUUGUUGAAGGAAAUCCCUGGAGCAUCUUUUACUCAUAUUGAUGGAAGAAGGAAAGUUGUAGAGAUUGAUAAAAAUAACCUAUAUCCCUAUCUCCUUGUCAAUAUAGGUUCAGGUGUUGGUAUUAUAAAGGUCACAGGAAAUAGGAAGUUUGAACGGGUAACUGGUACACAUAUUGGUGGUGGUACGAUAUUUGGUUUAGCAAAACUAUUAACAGGUUGCUUAAGUUAUGAUGAAUUCUUGAAGAUGAGUCAACAAGGGGAUAAUCUAGUGCUUGACUUAAUUGUGAAAGAUAUCUGUGGUGAACUUGUUAGUGAAAAGCAAGGUCUUUCUUCAUCAACCCUUGCUUCAAGCUUUGGGAAGGUGAUAGCAUCAAAAACGACGCUUUCAGAUUACAAACCCGAGGAUCUUGCUACUACGUUGUUAAGCGCUUUUACUUAUAACAUUGCACAAAUUGGUUUUCUUGUGGCAGCACUCUUGGGCCUUAAAAGAGUUUUUUUUGGAGGAUCAUACAUUCGUGGACAUCCAAGCACAAUGGACAACAUAUCAUAUGCUAUUAAUUAUUGGUCAAAGGGACAAAUGGAAGCAACUUUCUUCCGUCAUGAAGGAUUCUUAGGAGCUCUCGGUGCCUUAAUGAGUUACAAUGACCAUGAUACUGAAGAUACUGAAAUGGAGUGUGAUCAUGAACCUUCAGCAAAUAUGGAUGGAAACUUAACGUCUGAACAUAACGAACACAGCAUAUUUCCAUAUCUCCUUGUCAAUGUUGGCUCAGGUGUUAGCAUGAUUGAGGUGAUUGAAAAAUGGAAAUUUCAGCGUAUUAUUGGGACACAUUUAGGUGGCGGUACUAUACUAGGCCUUGCAAGGUUGUUGACAGGGUGUACAAGCUACGCAGAGUUAUUGGAGUUGAGCCAGAGGGGAAACAAUCUAGCAGUAGACUUGACUGUUGGAGACAUAUAUGGAGAGCAAGGUUACUCAAAGCAUGGCCUUCCAGCAUCAACAACCGCAUCAGCCUUUGGUAAGGUAACCUCAAACAAGCUUUCAGACUACAAAGCAGAGGACCUUGCUGCAGCUCUCUUGAAUGCUUUCACAUACAAUCUUGGACAGAUCUCCUGGCUGGUGGCAAAGCUUUCUGGACUCAAGAAAAUAUUUUUUCGAGGAACUUACAUAUGUGGUCACGAACAGAUAAUGGACAAGAUUUCUAGAUCACUUAGAUACUGGUCAAAAGGUCAGCUGCAAACGACCUUUUUAUGCCAUGAAGAAUUUCUUGGAGCUGUGGGUGCAUUUUGGAGUUAUGAGAACAUGGGCAUAGACGAGUUGGCGACUAAGGAAGUCAUAAAACAAGUUUUGCUAGGAGCUCCAUAUGUAGGAGAAAAGUCACCAUCUUGGUCACCAAAAAAAUUAUCAGACAAUUUGCGUCAGAAGGAUGAUCAAAUGACCUCUCAGAUGGAACUGGAGAAGUUAAGACAUGAGAAUACGGAGCUAAAAGAUGAAGUGACGAGAUUGCUAAAAGAAAACGCUGAACUGAGAGCCAAGUUAGAGGAGUCACAUGAUAAUAACUUGCAAAAUUCUUGCAAGUAAACCAUGUCCAUGCCAGCAAGAAACGAGCUCUGUAUCAAUAAGCAAAUGAGAGAAAAUCCUAGAGCUUUUCUCUCUCUCUCUCUCUCUCUCUCUUUUUUUCUUCUUUACAUUUUUAUUUGUAUUUUAUUUUAUCUUUUCGUGAGAAACUUGUAUCUCAAAUAUCAAUUAUUCACUAGAAUUGGGAGGCCAAAUCUAAAACUAUUUUUUAAGAUGUAGUAACUCAUUUGUAUUUC